Pneumocystis carinii B80 is the source of this 249-nucleotide messenger RNA. RefSeq lists its product as hypothetical. Bases 1 to 249 code for a protein of 82 amino acids. Gene Ontology annotation, biological process: transcription elongation by RNA polymerase II. Gene Ontology annotation, molecular function: RNA polymerase II complex binding. The record is from RefSeq and is a predicted model, not a curated record. The transcript has 5 exons. NCBI's taxonomy places the organism in Eukaryota, Fungi, Ascomycota, Pneumocystomycetes, Pneumocystales, Pneumocystaceae. Gene Ontology annotation, cellular component: transcription elongation factor complex.
AUGAAAAGACCAAAACCUAAACCAAGACCACCUCUAGAUAAAACAUUUAAUUGUUUAUUUUGUAAUCAUGAAAAGAGUACAUUAACCUGUAAAGUAUGCGGACAAACACACCAAAGUAUUAUACAUAAUCUUUCAGCACCAGUGGAUAUAUACAGUGACUGGAUUGAUGCAUGUGAUGCAGUUGCAAAUCAAACUAAUAGAAACUUAACACAAGAGUUAAAUCUUAAUAACAAUGACUACAGCAAUUAA